This is a messenger RNA of Lampris incognitus (smalleye Pacific opah), 2482 nucleotides long. RefSeq names its product inositol polyphosphate-5-phosphatase A (gene inpp5a). Gene Ontology annotation, molecular function: inositol-polyphosphate 5-phosphatase activity. The record is from RefSeq and is a predicted model, not a curated record. Gene Ontology annotation, biological process: phosphatidylinositol dephosphorylation. NCBI's taxonomy places the organism in Eukaryota, Metazoa, Chordata, Actinopteri, Lampriformes, Lampridae.
CACUCUCUCUCCCUCUCUCUCUCUCUCUCUCACACACACACACACACACAACACACACCGAGCCAUGGCAGGCAAGCUGACAGCGCAAGGCACCGGAGUACUGCUCGUCACAGCCAACGUUGGAUCCCUGUUCGAAGAUCCUGAAAACCUCCAGAAGACAUGGCUGAGGGAGUUUUACCAGAUAGUAUAUUCCCAUAAGCCCCACUUCGUGGCAGUGCACUGUCAAGAGGUGGGCGGCAAAAACUACGAGGCGUCCAUGUCGCACGUGGACAGUUUUGUCAAAGAGCUGUUGUCCAGUGAUGCCAUGAAGGAGUACAACAGAGCCCGCGUCUACCUCGACGAGAACUACAAGUCCCAAGAGCAUUUCACAUGCAAAUCCUCAAGUUGUGUGUUUUCGGUACUGUUUUACUCAUCUGGUGUGUGCCUCUCUGUUCUGCAGUGCAAGUGGUCCAGAAAGGGAUUGAUCAGAACUCGAUGGGCCCUGGCUGACUGUGCAUUUGACCUGGUGAACAUCCACCUGUUUCAUGAUGCCUCCAACCUGGUGGCCUGGGAGAAGAGCCCCUCCAUCUACUCUGGGACCAGACAGAAGGCGCUGGGCUAUGUCUUAGACAGGAUCACAGACCAGCGGUAUGAGAAGCUGCCAUAUUUUGUCUUUGGGGAUUUUAACUUCAGGUUGGACUCCAAGCAGGUUAUUGAGAGUCUCUGCUCCACUGCCACUAUGCAGACAGUCAGAGCCGCUGACACCAACGAAGUUGACAAGCUAAUAUUCAGAGAGAGCGACAACGACCGAAAGGUUGUUCUUCAACUUGAAAAGAAGCUUUUUAAUUAUGUCAACCAGGACGUUUUCCGGGAAAACAAUGGGACCUCGCUUUUAGAGUUUGAAGAGCUGUCGGUGUUCAAGGAUCGGCUACAUGAGCUGGAGAUCUCCUUCCCACCCAGUUAUCCAUACAGUGAAGACAGCAGUCAGGGCAAGCAGUACAUGAACACCAGAUGCCCUGCCUGGUGCGACCGAAUCCUCAUGUCUGCCUCCGCCAGAGACCUGGUUCUGAAGCCUGAAAACGAAGAGAAGUCAGUAGUCUAUGAUAACAUAGGGCCCAACGUCUGCAUGGGGGACCACAAGCCUGUCUUCCUGUCCUUCCGAAUAGCAGCGGGGGCAGGUAAACCUAAUGCAAAUAAGCACAAGUGUUGUGUGGUGCAGUGAUGUCGUGGGAAGUGGUGCCAAAGGGGGGAAAUGAUAUUCCGUGAAGCGCCUCUGUGAGAACACACACAGCAGGAGAAACACAGGACACCAACACACACACACACACACACACCUACACACAACCACACACACACACACACACACACUGAAGAACCAACACAACCCUUUCAGCAGUGCUGACCAGUUGCAGAUGUUGUGACACCUCAUCCAUACGAAAACGUGUCGUUUCCUCCACACACACACACACACACUCACACACACACAACACACAAAACACAAAAAAAAACAAAAACAACAACACUCGUUGGGAAUGCGGACUAGCCAACCCGAUGACGACCCGGCUCGAGACAAGACACAUCGCUGACCUCACCGUCGCCACGCCAACCCCGUUCCCGGGAAAAGGACCGGACGUUUCUCUUCCAUGUCACAGCCUUGUUGCCAAAACUCUAAGUGAAAUCAGCCCUACUAAGUGAUUUUAGACACCGUAUUUUUAGGUAUAUAUGCCUCGAUGUAUAGACGAUACUUUCCAGUACAGUAUGUAAGAUGUUUUAAAGAAGAAGAAGAAGAAGAAGACGAAGAAACAACAACAGAAAAGUGCAAUGCAGAACAGUUGUGUAUCUAUAUAUUGUUAGGUUUAUUUGUACAUUGGACAGUAUAUAUAACAUAAGAGUUAUUUGGUGGUUUUAGUGCCGCUCUCCGACCACCCACCCCCCCCUCUCGACCCCCACCCCCCCAAGUCUUAGCGGCCGCCUGCUUAGAGGACGGCGGCCCGGGUUCAUCGUGUUUCUGUUCGUUCGGUUUUCCCGGCGCGCCGCGUGCGCGCACCGGCGCGCCGCCCGUGCGCCUCAGCCGAGUCUCGUUUUAUAUACUGUACUUUUUAAAGAGAUAAUUUAUAAUUCUUACCAAAAUUGUUAUGCUGAAGUAUACGGAGACAAAAGCGGCCGCGGGUGUCCCUGCGGCCGCGGUGACCUUUGAAAUAGUCGUUAACAAAGAGGAGGAGGGGGGAGACACGUGAUUUAUAGCACCUCCAAGAAUGUUGUAAGCAGUGCCAUAGACCAUGCAAGUAUAUAUAAGAUAAUUAUUCAUAUAUAGCAGUCUCACGGUUGUUUCGGUUUUUUUUCCUUGUUAUUCUUACUCUAACUUAUUUCUAUGUAAUAAUAUUAUGGUUCUGAAUGUGAUAUUUUAGGUAGGCUUGGGUAUCCCUAAAGUGUAAACUUUUUUUUUUUUGUCUAUUUUUGUUACUGCGUUAUGGUGCCAAGUAUAGUCCACAGAAAUGAAGUG